GGAAUUACGUUAUACCAAAUCACUCGUCAAGCAUAAAUUUUGUAUCCUAGCAUUGAAUGCUCAAUUACAUGCCACUCCUUCUAUCUUUUUCUCUCACUCUCUUUCUCUCUCCCACCAAUAUCAAUAGAUCAGCAAUGCCGCUACUCACUCUCAGAUAAAACUGCAAAUUCUUGUGUGUGAGAGAAUCAUGAACGAAGAAGAGACCAAGGGUUCUGCUUUUUUGGGCACCAACACCGCUUAUUCAGGUUUUCUUCUUGACCCUGCAAAAUGGGGUGUGCUGAGUUUGCCGGAAAAGCAAAGACUAGUCCAUGAGAUUGCACGACAGUCAAAAGAUGCCUCUACUAUGCUUCAGACAUUUACACGCAGGGAACUUCUAGAAAUAAUCUGUGCUGAAUUAGGCAAAGAGAGGAAGUAUACAGGCUAUACCAAGAGUCAAAUGAUAGAACAUCUUUUGAAGAUAAUUUCUAAGAACUCGAACUUGCACGUAACCGGAAAUAUGCCAGCUCCUACCAGAAGUUGCAUUGGAUCUAAAAGGAAAAAGAAACCUGCAUCUGAGGAUUUACACCAUGCUCCUCUAGAGAACAUUAAAGAGGAAGUAGUGAAAACCUUUUUGUGUCAAAAUGUCGCAUGCAAAGCUACAUUGAAUCCAGACGACUCUUUUUGCAAGAGAUGUUCUUGUUGCAUAUGUCAUUGCUAUGAUGAUAACAAGGAUCCAAGUUUGUGGUUGACUUGCAGCUCUGAUCUUCCCAAUGAGGAGUCAUGUGGAAUGUCCUGUCAUUUGCAAUGUGCUUUGAGUAGUCAAAUGUCUGGCAAUUUGAAGGGUAGUUGUGGUAUUAAGUUAGAUGGAGCCUUCUGUUGUGUUUCUUGUGGAAAAAGUAAUGAACUGAUGAAGACAUGGAGAAAGCAAUUAUUGGUUGCCAAAGAAGCAAGAAGAAUGGAUAUACUGUCUUUGCGAAUAUCCCUGGCUCACAGAAUUCUUGUAGGAACAGAAAUGUACAAGGAACUGCAAAAGAUUGUAGAAACUGCUCUCAAAUUACUGGAGAAUGAAGUGGGAUCACUCGAUCAUGUAUAUGCGAGGAUGACUCGUGGAAUUGUAAGCCGGCUUUCAUGUGGUGCUGAGGUUCAGAGAUUGUGCUCAGCUGCAAUUGAAUGUUUUGAUUCAAAGUUUUCUGACCUUUUCUCUGUUUCUGUGGAAAAGAAAGAUGCACCAACAUGUUCAAUUCGUUUUGAAGAGUGUCUUCCUACUUCAGUGGUUAUCGUGCUGGAGUACAAUGACAAACUUUUAAAGAACUUUCUAGGCUGCAGGCUUUGGCACAGAGUAUCAACUACAGACUACCCUGAACAACCCACCUUCAUCGUCUUGAGGCCGGAGAAAAGAUUCAAGUUAGAAAACCUGCACCCUUCAACUGAGUACUUUUGCAAGGCUUCUCUGUUCAGCAGCACAGGGAUUUUGGGUGCUGCAGAGGCUAAAUGGGUGACCCAGUGUGAGCCCACCAAUUCUGCAAAAGGAAUAAGUUGUGGGGGAAAUCGUUUUAGAGUGGAAAUGUGUGGUCAGGAUCAUAUAACUGCCGAAACUCAUCAUCCCACAGAGUCUGCCAACUCCGACAUGAAGUUAUCAUCUCGACAACAACCUGGGAAACCCAUGAGUUUGAACAUCAGAGGAAGGUUUGAAGAGUUCCUGUCGAAGCCUCAGUGUUUAGAGCCUUUUGCAUAUAAAAAUUUUGCUGCUGCAGUUUCACCUUCGACACCUUGUAAAUCCUACGAGAUGAGGCAAAUUCCUGGUUUGAAUGGUAGAAAGCGGUCGAAGGAAAAUGACUACGAGUAUUCGGUGAGGGUGGUGAAAUGGUUGGAGCAUCUAGGGCACAUAGAUGAAAUCUUCAGAGUGAGAUUUCUGACUUGGUUCAGCCUUAAGGCUACUCAACAGGAGAGAAGGGUGGUUAGUGCUUUUGUUGAUGCAUUGAUCGACGACCCAGCAAGCUUAGCAGACCAGCUCAUACACACUUUCAGCGAUGAAAUAUGUUGCGAGCAAAAACCCUUGUGAGGAUGGAUGCCUUCUACAACACUAAAUACUUGUUUUUCUGACUCCACCCAUAGAAACUUUGUAACACUUUGUGGGAGUUACAGGGACAGUCCAUGGAUAUCACGUUUUUUCAACUCUUCAUUUCUUCUUCCUUCA
This is a messenger RNA of Vigna umbellata (rice bean), 2176 nucleotides long. Its product is annotated as VIN3-like protein 2. Lineage: Eukaryota; Viridiplantae; Streptophyta; Magnoliopsida; Fabales; Fabaceae. The record is from RefSeq and is a predicted model, not a curated record. Gene Ontology annotation, biological process: epigenetic regulation of gene expression; vernalization response.